Molecule: messenger RNA, 1155 nt
Organism: Entamoeba invadens IP1
Lineage: Eukaryota; Evosea; Mastigamoebida; Endamoebidae
Product: DEAD box ATP-dependent RNA helicase, putative
Exons: 1
Coding region: 1-1155 (384 amino acids)
Cellular component (GO): nucleolus; catalytic step 2 spliceosome
Molecular function (GO): RNA helicase activity; mRNA binding; ATP binding
Source: RefSeq, a predicted model, not a curated record
AUGUCUGACAAAAGUGACAACGUUCCUGUGUACGAUGCCUUUGAAAAGAUGCAUUUGAAAGAGGAGAUUUUGAAGGGCAUUUAUAAACAAGGUUAUAGUAAACCCUCCCCUAUACAACAGCGUGCGAUCGUUCCAAUAAGUGAAGGUCGUGAUGUGAUUGCCCAAUCGCAGUCGGGGACUGGUAAGACUGCUACGUUUUCAACUGGAGUAUUACAGUUAGUUGAGCCACAGAAACGGGAGGUACAAGUAAUAAUAGUCUCCCCAACACGUGAAUUAGCAACGCAGUCUGAAAACGUCAUUGAAGGUCUUUCUCAGUACUUAACAAUUUCCGUUCGCGCUUGUGUCGGUGGUAAAUCGGAAAAGGAAGACGUCAAAGCCAUUGAACGUGGGUGUCAAGUCGUAUCUGGUACCCCCGGUCGUUUACUCACGUUGAUCAAAAAGAGGGUUUUAGCCGUUAAAUUUGUCAAAGUGAUAGUCUUAGACGAGGCCGAUCAAAUGCUUGACAAAGGCUUCACUCGUGCCAUUUACGACAUCUUCAAAUAUCUUCCGGAGCGCCGGCAGAUCGUUUUGUGUUCGGCCACAUUAACUCCUGAAGUCCUUGAAAUCGCGAGUUUAUUAAUGAAGAAUCCACUCCGGAUUUUGACCAAACGAGAGAAAGUGACUCUUGACAUCAUCAAACAGUAUUACGUCAAAUUAGCUCGCGAAGAUCAAAAGUUCGAUACUUUAUGUGAAAUUUAUGACACUAUGACUAUCACUCAAUCAGUCAUUUUCUGUAACAUGCGAAAGAAAGUCGACUGGCUAACGGAGAAUAUGCUCAAGGCAAAUUUCCCUGUCAUCUCAAUGCAUGCUGAGAUGCCUCAAGAGGAGCGAGAAUAUGUGAUGAAUGUCUUUCGAAAAGGCGAGAAGCGCGUGUUAAUCACUACAGAUAUCUGGGCAAGAGGAAUCGAUGUCACACAAAUCAGUUUAGUCGUGAAUUAUGACUUCCCCAACAACAGGGAAGUCUAUGUCCACAGAAUCGGGCGGAGUGGCCGUUUCGGCAGAAAUGGCGUUGCAAUUAAUUUCGUGUUAGACAGUGAGAUGAAUGAACUAAAAGACUUAAUGGACUAUUAUUCAACAAAGAUCAAUGUGCUUCCUGAAAACUUUGCUGAUUUGUAG